UUUGCAUCUCGACCCUGGCGCUGGCUGUGAGACAUCCCCAUGAAGACUGCAACGCGCUUGGAACCCCCGGAUGGUGGCUGGGGCAUUCUGAUCUGCAUCGGCAUGGCCAUGCCAUUCGUCAGCGGUUUAGCUGCUCUGCCUUCUUUCGGCUUGGUAUUCGGUGACUUUCUAAAAAGUAUCGGCGCCGAAACAAGUGCAAUUGGCUUCAUAACGAGUGCCUUCUUUUGCGCAUUCAGUUUUGCAGGAUUGUUUUCUGGUUCAUUAUUCAUCCGCUUUGGGGUACGCAACGUGGGCUUGUUUGGUGGCAUUCUUUACUUUCUCGGUUGCCUAUUCCAAAUAUUUAUCACCUCAACCUGGGGUUUGAUUUUUGCCUUCAGCCUAGUGCAAGGAAUCGGUUUUGGCCUGAUAGUGCCCACCUCCUAUACCACGUUCAACAAUUACUUUGUCAAAAAACGAGUGAUGUGGAUGAGUUUCUCCCAGUCACUGAUUGGCUUGGGUUCCAUGUUCUACCCGGUACUGAUGCAAAAACUUAUCGAGUGGUAUGGUUUCAGAGGUUGCCUUAGUGUUUUGGCAGCUAUUAACUCACAUGCGGUCUUGGGAAUGCUGCUAAUGCAACCAGUCGAGUGGCACAUGCGUGAGGUGCCAUGUGAGGAUGAGGAACUGCAGCAUCUGGACAGAAAAAAUGCAGCCAAGCCCGAACAGUGCUUGGACUCGACAAAGGCUGUCAUGCAAAACGACGAUGACAAGAAUCAUCUUUCUGUACGAAGAACAAGUUCACGAAAACAUUCCCUACAAAUGGGAGAAAAAAUCCCAAGUCGUUGUUCCAGCAUUACGAGCUUGGGUAAUUGGUCGGGUCCCAUUGUCGUCAGCGAUGCUUCUCCUGAAAUGAUCAACAUUAUAGGAUCUCGACGACCAUCCACUGCUGUUUCCGUCACAGGCCAGACUCGACCUGGAGAACCGGAAGCGGAUAACCGAUCCAAGUGGCAAGUAAUUGUCGAUUUCCUGGAUUUGACACUCUUGAAAAAACCCAUUUAUGUGAACAUAGUUUUGGGAAUCUCAUUCGCUUUGUACUCGGACAUUGCCUUCUUUACGCUCCAGCCUUUGUAUAUGUUUGAGCUUGGAUUCAAUAAGCCGGAUACUGCUAGCAUUAUAGCCAUUGGAGCAGCGGCCGAUUUGGGUUCUCGUAUAUUUUUGGCAUUUUUGGCCGUGUUUAUUCAAAUGCCUUCAAGAUACAUAUAUCUAGCCGGAUCAUUUUUUACGGUGCUGUCACGUUUCGUUUUCCUCUAUGUGGCCGAUUUCCAAGGAAUGGCUGCGAUAACGGCCGUUAUGGGAUUUCUGAGAACUUGGAUUCAUGUGCCCAUGCCACUGAUAUUUGCCGAGUACUUACCCAAAGAACGGUUCGCCACCGGUUAUGGCUUGUUUAUGUUUUUACAGGGCAAUAUAAUGUUUGCCAUUGGACCUGUCGUCGGUUGGCUGCGCGACAAAACUCAGGAUUAUAUUUUGACCUUUCACUGUUUAAACUUUUUCAUGGGUCUGUGUGCUUUCCCUUGGAUUUUAGAGAUUAUAUUUUUGAAAUUUCGCAGACGCUCCAAACUGAAUACCGUCGCAGAGUCUAGACAAUAAUUAUUUAAAUGUAUAUUUUUUAAUUUGUUUCCAUAAGUUUUGUUAAAAGUACGAAUACAUGAAUCAUUACAACUGCAAAUUGUCACACUCGUAAGAAAUAAGUUCAUAUAUUAAGUGUCUCCACAUUUGUAUCCAAUAUUUAAAUAUAAUUGGUAUUAAAAUUAAUUCUACUAAAAUCAAACAUAACUGUUCAACCUGGCAAGCCGUCAUUUCUUUGGGAUCCGACCAUCUCCCCGACCACCCGACUUCAAAACAUCUGAGCGCUGGACGUUUGUCAAUCAAAAGAAGGCCGAUUAGGUCGGAUUCAGAGAGUACACCAAUCGCUGCUUCGGUGAAAUGACUCCCCCCCUCAAAUGUGCUAGUUGCCGAGAGAGGAAAUUGCGAGACAUCAUUAACGCAGCAGCCGUUCGAUUGCCUUAAGUGCGGCCCAAUUUCCCAGCGCAGGCAGUGGUUCUCUUGAUGGAAUUCGUUGCACGGACCACACUAACCCCAAAAUCAGCGAGCUGAAUCUGGAAAUGAACAGGGUAGUCAACAAACAUGAGCGGAACAUGUGGCUGGAACACUUGGAGCAAUGAAAUUAGGUGCCGGCUUAGGCAAACUGUGGUCUACUGUUAAGUAACUCGCGGGACCUCAGUCACUUUUGGCGACGUAACCAAAGCGGUGAGCUAGUCCAUUUAUUGUGCAUUUCUAGAGUGACAGGGCUAGGAGGAGAGCCAAAGGACAGCCAUCACAAUUUAUCGUGGACGAAGUUACGAAUGCCUUCCAAGACGUUGGACCCCGACAAAAUCUUUACACUGAUGCUGUAGAAUCAGGAUAUACCUGCACAGUAAAUUUUACAAACUACGUUCAAUUAGGAAAUUUGUACAUUCAAUUAAAAAAUUUGCUGAAAUCGGUCUUGUAAAGGAAUUUGUAUUAUUGAUUAA
Molecule: messenger RNA, 2546 nt
Organism: Stomoxys calcitrans (stable fly)
Lineage: Eukaryota; Metazoa; Arthropoda; Insecta; Diptera; Muscidae
Product: monocarboxylate transporter 9
Exons: 5
Coding region: 40-1623 (527 amino acids)
Biological process (GO): transmembrane transport; monocarboxylic acid transport
Molecular function (GO): monocarboxylic acid transmembrane transporter activity
Source: RefSeq, a predicted model, not a curated record